UGUAGCUUGCUGGGCCAGUGGAAGCGGAGACGUCGGCGGAGGAGGACGCGCGGCCUGUUGCCGCGGAGGGGGAAGCAGGGGGAUCAUGUGGGCGGCCUGCUGCAACUGGUUUUGCCUGAACGGACAGCCGGAGGACCUGCCCCAUCGGCCGCAAGCGGGGUCCCGGGCGUACGCCAACGCCGGCUACAGUGCCUUCCCCUCUCCCACCGGUUUGGAGCAGAGUUGCCGAGCCUGCCGGGUGCGUUUCCAGAGUGCCUCUCUUAAGUGCAUAUGCUUGGACUGCAAAAACAUCUUCUGCCCUGCCUGUUCGUACCAGCCCGAAGGCGGGCCCUGCCUCUGUUGCCUCUGUGAGCGGUUCCGCGCCACAGGCUUCCGGCGGGAGGAGCUGCUGAAAAUGAAGGUGAAGGACUUGAGGGACUACCUCGAACUCCGGGGGAUCUCCACAGCCCUGUGCCGCGAGAAGGACGAGCUGGUGGGUCUGAUCCUUGGCCAGCAGCCGCCGACCACCCCUCAAGGGGACCGGACGCCUCGGGUCCCUCCGAUGACCACCGCUCUCAACGCUCAGGACCAGCCUGUGCCCACCUCGCCAGAGUGUGUUCCUCCUGAGCAGCCCUCGACGGAUCUUGCCGCGCAGCCCGACGAGGAACCACAGGCAAAUGGGCCUGUGUUGCCAAACCGGGACAUGGCGGACAUCGAGAACGCAGGGGAGAACGUGACAGAGGACGAGACGCAGUCCAUCGACUUGGAGGACAACCUGGUUGCCGUGCGGAGGGCCUCCCUGUCCGACCUCACCAGCGUCCGAGACAUCGGCGCCCUCUCAGUGCGGCAGCUGAAGGAGAUCCUGGCCCGUAACUUCGUCAACUAUAAGGGCUGUUGCGAAAAGUGGGAGCUGAUGGAGCGAGUGACCCGCCUUUACAAAGAGAAGGACCUCCAGCAGCUCGUUACCGAUACAGACGACCAACCCGCGCCGUCCGGCAACACCUCGCUCCCGGGCUCAGAAGAGAAUCUCUGCAAGAUCUGCAUGGACUCGGUCAUCGACUGUGUCCUGCUGGAAUGCGGCCACAUGGUCACCUGCACCAAGUGCGGGAAGCGCAUGAACGAAUGCCCCAUCUGCCGACAGUACGUGAUCAGGGCGGUCCAUGUCUUCAGGACUUAAUGGAGCGAUGGUGGUCUUUGAAGAUGCAUCCACUGCGGUGAGACAGCCCUGGCUAGCUAGCUGCCAUUCCCAAGAAGCUCUUGAGCCGCCGGCGAGAGGUGGGAUGGAGAUUCUGGCGGGGAUCUGGCUGGGUCCCCUGCCUUAUGACCGUGCAUUAUACCGCAGUGCCUGGAAAGCAGGGAGUCCUCCGCAGACCGACAAGCCUUUCCUUGCCUUGUUUGCGAUGGGGCAGAAAAGACGCUCUCUGCCUUGCCCAGACAUGGAGAGUUUCUUCUCCUCUGCAGUGAAUAAAACCAAGUCUAUAGAGGAAGAGAGAAUCGCUGCUAUCUACGUCCUUCCUCUAGCGGAUGGGGGCUCUUGAAACGCCCCGCCUCUGAAACGCGUUCGGAGUAUUCAGCUGUUGUUUUUUACCUCUUUGGUUUCUCAGUUCGUCUUGCGGGUCAAGCUGAAGGUUGUUCUGUUGGCUACCAGGGGUGCCUCUUGAGAUUAGGCCGCUAAGGUCAGGACGGCUGUGGAGGAAAAGGCCAUUCUGACACCCACAGGGCGGAGGGUGAGGUGGGAAUCUGCAAAUGUGAAAGGAGAUUUUGAGUUGGAUUCGAGGCAGCCGCGCGGGGGGGGGUGGUGUCCCGGUGCCACUUUUCUUAGUUUUAGAUUUUAAAAAAAUUGUUUGGGUAACUCUUGACAUGUAGAAGGUUCAGUAACUUUUGAGAGGUCUCCAGUAACCUGGUCUGGAUUUUCCUUGUGCCGCUCGAUUUGAGGAAAAUGGAGAGAGCAGGCUUGGGAACUCAUGCAAUUCCCAAAGGUUGCUUAGUGAUGACGGGUCAGAAUCUGUCUUUCGGUUCACGAGUCCAUUCAUUUGAUUGUUCUGGGAUCUCUUGGUAUCUGGUGACUUUCCACUAAGAUCUCUCCUAACAGGAAGAACAAACCAUCCCUUGGCCAUAGACUGUGUACUAGUCUGCUAUAAACAGACUAAUGAGACAGUGUCUAUUUUACUCUGGUCGAUGGGGUCACAAAGAGUUGGACACGACUUAACAACUAUUUUGCCUUAACAUGCCAAAGUUUGACUUGGUUGAGAAUGAAAGUCUGUCUGGCAUACACUGAGGUACAGUCAAAGUUGGAGGCCCGUGGUUGGACAGAGGACUGAAUCCGCCAGUGGUGGGCAAGGUGUGGAGGGGAUUCUGCCUAUUAUCCACAAAGAUCAGCCAUUCCCUUUGGCCAUCAGACUACAGUUGAGAUAUUCCUGUGGAGGAAGGGGUCUCAGGAUGAGGCCAACAUUCACAAGAGGACCCGAUUCAACUGUAGAGGAAAUGUGAUGGAGCCCACGCCUGCCAAGAGGAGAAUGUCCGCCUUGUGUGUCAUAGUGUAGAACACAAGCGAGGGGGGUCAUCUGAGGAAGGGGAGGCUCUUCAACCCAGGAUACCUCCCUGCUGGUGCCAGAACCCCGAUUCUGAGGGAGGUUGGUUCUCAUGGCGGUGACCAAGCUUCCCUGGACGUAGGUGACCACAUUUCUGCUUUCAACGUGAUGCUGGAGCAGGUGAGAUGAGCCCCUUCUCCCCGGCCUGUGUAGACUCCCUGUGCUUUCUUCACAGCCGAGCAAGGGCUAAGAGGAGGGAAUAAACUCCUCCUUGACAAAGACGGAGGAAUGAAGUGGGGGAGCUGGGCUGCCUUAUUCACCCGUCUCUCAGGGACAGGCUGAGAGAUGCUCAUUUCUCUUAUCCUGUCCCGUGUGGUUCAAAAAACUUGAAACGUCAGGGUACUUUCUAAUCAGCUGCUUCUUUCACACUCGUGUCUUAAUUAUCAGCUAGACUUGGUGGCCGUCUCGGCCACACGGCCUCUCUUUCUUCAAUUACUAAAUGCCUUGCACCUUUUCAGGCUUUCGCUUGCCUUAAAACUUUUUAGAGUUAGUGUUUUGUGUAUGGUAUGAGCAGCUCAGGUGGCGCAUCGGACCAGGUGAGGAGCACACUGUGGCAUGGGUCCUAGAGAUUGCAAAGACGUUGGCCACAUCCUCACUGUGGUAGCCAGCGCCCACCCCAAAAGCACAGUCAUACGUAGGAAACUGUGAAUUCCAGAGGUACCUGCUGGAAAGCCUUUCUAGAAAUUUACAAUAUUGCAACCCCCCGUUAGUAUUUCCAAAGAACCAGGGUUUAGAUGACACUGUGGGCAUGUAGUAGCCCAGGUUCCCUGCCCAACGGGGUCUCCCUUGGGGUAGAACCAACCUUCCCUAAUCCUGGUUUCUCAGCAACCUCGGUUUCUGUUUGCUUGAAGUUAUCAGCUGUCUGUGCUGGUUUGUAAACACUUUUUUAAAAAAUCUCCUUGCCUUUUGUAGGAAAGGCUUUUAGUCCUCCUUAGAGGAGAAUAAUCUGCACAGAAAUGCCUUUUUAAAGCAGUCUUGCCCAGACAGGUGAUCUCCCAAGGUGUAUUAGAGGCGGGCUUGUUGAACCGUUCAUUGGGUCUGGCCCACCCCGAUAGGUCCUGCCCUGCCUGGUUCAAUGUCACCAGAACCGUCCAACCUCGUUCUGGAGUGAAAUCUGGAAAAUAAGCCAGACUAUAGAGCAAGAGGACAGCAAAGGCGAUCUUUUUCGUUUGUUUCCUCUCUUGCUCCAUAAGAAGUCACAAGAUGUCACCCAUUAAUAGAUCUCAUAAUUAAGACUCCACCUUCUUUCAUGGUGAAGUGGUGGGUGACCCAGAGGCGCUUGCGAAGCAAAACAUAUGAACAAAGAGAUACUGGUUCCUUGACAGAGAGGGAACUGCUGUUGCAUUUAAGCUUCAGAUGAUAAUUUUUCCCGAUCCCCCCCCCGCCGUCCCUUUUAAAAAUACGUAGCAAUAUAUGUUUGUGGGAGUAACUACAGUCUGUGAGGAUCUGUGUGGUUCAAGCAGCCCUCUUCAUACAAGUUCUUGCUUUCUAAUUUUAUAAUAAAAUGCAAAUGUGUCCUAAAUCCAGCUCU
Molecule: messenger RNA, 4101 nt
Organism: Pogona vitticeps (central bearded dragon)
Lineage: Eukaryota; Metazoa; Chordata; Lepidosauria; Squamata; Agamidae
Gene: RFFL
Product: ring finger and FYVE like domain containing E3 ubiquitin protein ligase
Biological process (GO): protein K48-linked ubiquitination; negative regulation of extrinsic apoptotic signaling pathway via death domain receptors; proteasome-mediated ubiquitin-dependent protein catabolic process
Cellular component (GO): plasma membrane; cytoplasm
Molecular function (GO): ubiquitin protein ligase activity
Source: RefSeq, a predicted model, not a curated record